AUGUUUAGUGCAGUAGUCCUCGGUUGCAUCCUGCUGACCCACGCGGAACCACCGGCAUCGGUUAACAGCUAUUCUAUCAACGGAGAGAACAAUGGAUUCGAGUAUAACAGCAAUAUUAUCAACGGUGCCUACAUACCUGGGAAAGAAGGUCAUAGAGAAAACAUGGACUUUUACGGUGGAGGAAAUACUGGACACUCGUUGACCAACAGCAGGAGCCAAGGAAAUCUCGAUGAAAGUUUAAGGAGCAGCUCUUAUAACGGAUUUUCACCCAGUUCCCAUAAUACUGGUUUCUCUACUACUUAUACUACUGCUGCCACUCACGAUAAUCUUGCGUCGAGCUCUUAUUUCCCUAACAACGCUGCACAAUCCAGUUAUGAUAGUUAUAAUAAUAACAACAAUGCUGAUUCGGCUUUCGAGGCUUACACGCAAGGCAGCGAUCAAGCUGGAUCGGAUUUCAAUCAAUUCUCCGCUAACAAGCACAAGAAUCCUUCUUAUAUGAGAUUUUCCGAUAACAUAUCCGGUGCUACUAGCACAGGAAGCUAUCCAGAGACUUCAGAGGCUUCUUCUUUCAGAGGAGAUUAUUCUGGAGAUUCUUUUAGGAGUCACACAUCUCAAAAUACAGGAUUCAUAGACAAUGCUGACCCAGCUUUCAACAGAGAAGUUUCUAAUUUCUUCAACAGCCCUAGUACCGAUUAUUCGUACGGAAAGCAUAAAGAAAAUACUUUUGGAGGAAGUAACAAGUUCAUGACCGACAUCUACUCCAUGAAUCCUGAUACUCGCUACGUGCGAGGAAAUCACGGGAAUGUGGGUCGUGAUUAUACUUCUUCUAUGUUUCUGGCCAACUCUGGCCAAAGCAGUCCUUUCGGCAACGUUCGAGGAAACGCUGGUGCUUAUGGAUCAGGAAAAUUCGGCAAGUAUAAUAAGCAUUCGGGUGACUAUACCUCCAGCGCAGGUUUGAACUACCUUUCGAAGGAGCAAGACGUUGAUUACUUGCUCAGUAGUUAUGGUAAAGGCAGUGGAAAACUGGCCGUGAUAAAAGAAGGUAGACCGAGCAGUUAUGUUAGCCAAUCUUAUCUUGGCGGACCUUCGUACCUUAAUAAGAUUAUUGGAAGUUAUAAGAGUAAACCCAGCUUCAUGAAUUCAUAUCAUAGCAGUUCACCGAUUGGUUAUUCAUCGAUGUCUGGCUUACAUGGUAGUUCCAGUGGUAAUAGUUAUGCAGAUAGUCCACCACUGAGAAGAUAUCGGAGCAACAGCUAUAUACCAGGGCAUGUUAGUCCAUAUCCCGGUUAUUAUUGAUACGUUAGACAAGCGUGAGGGAAGUAUGUUAUGUUAUGUUUUGUACAUAUUUAUUAUAUGAAAUAUUUAAUUUUAAUUAAAUACUGUUUGUUUGUUGUUUAAAAUAAAAUUAUUGUAUAAAUAA
Bombus huntii is the source of this 1420-nucleotide messenger RNA. RefSeq lists its product as uncharacterized. NCBI's taxonomy places the organism in Eukaryota, Metazoa, Arthropoda, Insecta, Hymenoptera, Apidae. The coding region runs from base 1 to 1296 and encodes 431 amino acids. The record is from RefSeq and is a predicted model, not a curated record. The transcript is spliced from 3 exons.